This is a messenger RNA of Phragmites australis (common reed), 1432 nucleotides long. RefSeq names its product peroxidase P7-like. The transcript has 3 exons. NCBI's taxonomy places the organism in Eukaryota, Viridiplantae, Streptophyta, Magnoliopsida, Poales, Poaceae. Gene Ontology annotation, molecular function: heme binding; peroxidase activity. The record is from RefSeq and is a predicted model, not a curated record. Gene Ontology annotation, biological process: hydrogen peroxide catabolic process; response to oxidative stress. The coding region runs from base 50 to 1003 and encodes 317 amino acids.
AUCAGGACGGCGUGCUCCGUGCUCUGUUUCGGUAGUGGCUGAGCCAGAUAUGAGCACCUCGUCCGCUACGAGCUUUGCUGUUCUUGCUCUCCUCUGUUUGCUUCUUCCUUGCCAUGCGAAGCUCUCGACCAAGUUCUACGCCAAGUCGUGCCCCAACGUAGCCGCCAUCGUGCGGUCGAUGAUGGCGCAUGCCGUUGCCAAGGAGCCGCGGAUGGGCGCGUCCAUCAUCCGGCUCUUCUUCCACGACUGCUUCGUCAAUGGGUGCGAUGCGUCCAUCCUUCUGGAUGACACGAAGACGUUCACCGGCGAGAAGAACGCCGGCGCGAACGUCAACUCCGUCCGCGGUUACGAGGUGAUCGACGCCAUCAAGGUGCAGGUUGAAGCGGCCUGCAAGGGCACCGUGUCGUGCGCUGACAUCGUCGCUCUGGCAUCUCGAGACGCCGUAAACUUGCUCGGAGGCCCGACGUGGAACGUGCACCUCGGCCGGAAGGACUCGCGCACGGCAAGCCAGAGCGCCGCCAACGCCAACCUCCCUGGUCCGGGCUCCAGCGCCACGUCCCUUGUCUCCGCGUUCGCGGCCAAGGGGCUCUCGCCGCGCGACAUGACGGCGCUCUCCGGCGCGCACACCGUGGGGCGCGCGCGCUGCGUCUUCUUCCGCGGCCGCAUCUACACCGAGCCUAACAUCAACACCACCUUCGCGGCGGCGCGGCGGCGGACGUGCCCGCAGGGCGGCGGGGACGGCAACCUCGCGCCGUUCGACGACCAGACGCCGGACGCGUUCGACAACGCCUACUACAGGAACCUGGUGGCGCAGCGCGGGCUGCUGCACUCCGACCAGGAGCUCUUCAACGGCGGGCCGCAGGACGCGCUGGUGAGGAAGUACAGCGGCAAUGCCGGCAUGUUCGCCACUGACUUCGCCAAGGCGAUGGUGAAGAUGGGUGGCCUUGCGCCGGCUGCUGGGACGCCGACGGAGAUCAGGUUGAACUGCAGGAAAGUUAACUAAGAAUGGCUAUACUUGAAGUUUUAUUUGUGGCUAAGAGCCUAAAUUUAAUUACAAGUGUUCUUUUGUGAUCUUUUAUGCCUUCAUUUGUUCUGCCCUGAUAAAUAAUCAGGCUGCUGCAAUUAGUUUUGUGCUUGCUCGGCAAAAUCACAGAGCAGGUCGUAUCGGAUGCAAGAAUUUUGUAAGGAAAAAGAUUCUAUAAUUGUGUUGUCGAAGAUUAGUUCCCGACAAGUGUUUGUAAAUUGACUGGAUACCUUCGAGAGUAGGGAUUAAUCACGAAGAGAGAUAAAAUAAUGUAUACAGGUUCGGGUUUCUGAUUGGAGUAAUACCCUACGUCCUGUGGGGCUGUUACUGUCUUGUAUUGAUGAUCCCGAGUAUAAGCAAGGUGGCUAAGACUAUUAGAAGGAGUUGAUUGGAUCUAAUCUAUCAUAG